Messenger RNA from Raphanus sativus (radish), 2662 nucleotides. Its product is annotated as seco-amyrin synthase. The transcript has 14 exons. The coding region runs from base 218 to 2200 and encodes 660 amino acids. Gene Ontology annotation, molecular function: beta-amyrin synthase activity. NCBI's taxonomy places the organism in Eukaryota, Viridiplantae, Streptophyta, Magnoliopsida, Brassicales, Brassicaceae. Gene Ontology annotation, biological process: triterpenoid biosynthetic process. The record is from RefSeq and is a predicted model, not a curated record. Gene Ontology annotation, cellular component: lipid droplet.
AUGCAUUUCCCAAACACAUGUAUUAUCAGACUUUUCUUUACAAAAUAGGGGGAACUUUUCUUUUCACAUGGGUCAUAUGACCACCCUGGUUCUAUGCUAGCUCCCCCACUGUGUAUUUUAUCAAGCAUUUGCCACAUCUGUUCAAAAAUCUAGUUACGAAGUUAUUUGAAUCGUAAUUGGUGAGCACGUAGGAGAAUACUGAUAGCAUAUAAUUAAUAUGUGGAGGCUGAGGAUCGGAGCGGUGGCUAGAGAUGAACAUCACUUGUUUAGCACCAACAACUACGUGGGCAGACAGACUUGGGAGUUCGAUGCAGAAGCAGGCUCUCCCGAAGAACUAGCUGGGAUGGAACAGGCUCGCCGGAAUUUUACGCUCAACCGGUCACGUUUCAAAACCAGUAGCGAUCUCCUAUGGCGUAUGCAGUUUUUGAGUGAGAAGAAGUUUGAGCAAAAGAUCCCGCGAGUGAGAAUAGAGGACGCGGAGAAAAUAACGUAUGAAGAUGCCAAGAAGACGAUGAGAAGAGGAAUACUCUAUCUUGCGGCGUUGCAGGCUAAAGAUGGACACUGGCCUGCUGAGAACUCUGGUAUCAUGUUCUUGAACUCCCCAUUUUUCAUAUGCUUAUACAUAACUGGACACCUGGAAGAAAUCUUCACUGUGGAGCAUCGCAAAGAGUUUCUACGUUGCAUGUACAACCAUCAGAACGUAGAUGGUGGGUGGGGAAUAGACAUAGAGAGCGACAGUUGUAUGCUAAGCACGGUCCUCAACUACAUCUGCCUACGGAUUCUAGGAGUAGAACCAGAACAAGGAAGCACUUGUGCAAUGGCUCGUAAAUGGAUUCUCGACCACGGUGGUGCUACUUACACCCCCUUGUUUGGAAAAGUUUGGCUUUCGGUUCUUGGAGUGUACGAUUGGUCUGGCUGCAAAUCUAUACCACCCGAGUUCUGGAUGCUCCCUUCUUUUUCUCCUAUUAAUGGAGGCACCGUGUGGAUUUAUUUUCGGGAGAGUUUUAUGGCAUUGUCAUACCUGUACGGUAAAAAGUUUGUAGGUUCACCAAAACCUCUCAUUCUACAGCUACGUGAAGAGCUUUAUCUGCACCCUUAUGCCCAAAUCGUUUGGAGCCAAGCCCAAAACCUAUGCGCAAAGGAAGACAAAUACAAUCAACAAUCAUAUCUACAAGAUUUGUUUUGGAAAAGUGUUAACAUGUUCUCUGAGAACAUCCUAAACCGUUGGCCUUUCAACAAAAUCAUAAGGCAAAGAGCUCUUCAAACCACAAUGAAACUCAUUCACUACCAUGAAGAAUCUACCCGAUACCUUACCACUGGAUGUGUGCCAAAGGUGCUUUGUAUGCUUGCAUGUUGGGUAGAAGAACCAGAGGGUGAUUACUUCAAGAAACAUCUUGCUCGACUCCACGAUUUUGUAUGGAUUGGUGAUGAUGGUCUAAAAUUCCAGAUUUGUGGUAGUCAAAUAUGGGAUACAGCCUUCUCGCUCCAAGUCCUUUUAGCUGCAGAUGACGAUGAUGAGAUUAUUCGGUCGACGCUGAUCAAAGGAUACGACUUUUUGAAGAAAUCUCAGGUAACAGAAAACCCACCUGGUGACCAUCUCAAAAUGUUUAGGCACAUUACAAAAGGUGGUUGGAAUUUUCCUGACAAAGAUCAAGGAUUGCCUGAUUCAGAUUGUACUGCUGAAAGUUUAGAGUGCUGCCUAAUGUACGAAACCAUGCCGCAAGAGUUCAUUGGUGAGAAAAUGGAUGUAAAGCGGCUCUACGAUGCUGUCAAUUUGAUUCUCCAUUUUCAGAGCAAGAAUGGAGGUGUAACCGCGUGGGAACCAGCGCCUGGGAAAACUUGGCUAGAGUGGUUUAGUCCAGUGGAGUUUAUGAAAGACGCAGUUGUGGAGCAUGAGUUUGUUGAAUGCACUGGGUCGGCACUAGUAGCAAUAGCUCGGUUCAUGAAACAGUUUCCUGAAUACAAAAGAGAACAAGUCAAAGAUUUUAUAAAGAAUGGGGUGAAAUACUUGGAGAAUCUUCAAACGUCGGAUGGUUCGUGGUAUGGAAGCUGGGGAGUGUGUUUCAUUUAUGGAACCUUCUUUGCGGUGAGAGGUCUAGUGGCUGCCGGUAAGACUUAUAAAGACAGUGAGGCUAUCCGUAGAGCGGUUCGGUUCCUUCUUGAGACACAAAAUGAGGAAGGUGGUUGGGGGGAGAGUUAACUCUCUUGUUCGAAAAGGAAAUAUGUUCCACUCAGUGGAAGAAAGAAGACAAAUCUUGUGAAUACAGGCCAAGCGCUUAUAAGUUUAAUUUUGGGUGGUCAGAUGGAGAGAGAUCCACGUCCGGUUAAUCGUGCUGCCAAAGUCUUGAUCAAUUCACAGUUGGAAAACGGGGAUUACCCACAAGAGGAAAUGAGUGGAGUGUUAAGUGUAAAUCUGAAGCUCCAUUAUCCUAUGUAUAGGAACAUUUUCACUCUUUGGGCACUCACACAUUACACGCAGGCUCUACGUAUGUUCCAGUGAGCACUUCACUAUUGAUUCUAUAUAUGCUUUUCUUUAUGUAAGCGUUUUUUUUCUCUUGGAAUAUUGGUCUUAAAGUCAAACAUUCUUAGUUUAUGUAAACAUAUCAUUCCUAUCUCUAUGUUCUAUGUAUAUAAUAAUGGGGCGCAACAAUUUUAUUUUCUA